AUGAGUGCCGAACUCGUCGCACCGAGGCUUGUGGGGGAUGUUGUUGCUUUGCUUUACAGGUUACAGUCACCUGUUACAGCGACAAUUCAUGAGGCUGAAGCGGAGUUUGACCAACUCGUAGCUACGGAACCGGUGGCCACCUAUGACGUGCUGAGCUUUCUCUGUACAGCACCGGCGGGUGCGCUCGGUACAGCCGAUCCGUCAGCAGCCACUGUUAUUCGAUCCGCAGCUGCAGUGCUACUUCGCCAGCGGAUAGCGACGCUGGAGAAAGCGUCUCUCGGGGCAAAUGCUAUGGGUGUUAUUACGAGGGCACGGCAGCGCCUUCUGCUUGCACUUCAGACCGACGGUACCGAGACCUAUACACCAUCAGAGCUGCGCAAGAUUUGUGCUGUGGUCGCAGCGCUUGGCGGUGCUGUCAUCGCCGAACAUAGUGGUGUGGAUUCUUCAAACACAGACACGGAACUGGCACCCUGGCCGGAGUUGUUCAGCGUUGUGUACGCGCUAGCGACGAGCACGGUGACGCGUCAUCGAGCCUCGGGUCUGAACCUCCUGGCUUGCCUGCUUGACUAUCUUGAUGACGAUGCGCUUCGCCCGCACUUGCGACAACUACACGAGAUCUUGCGACCAGGGCUCAUGGACCCGGACGCUGAGGUGCGAGAACACGCCAUUGAGGCGUUGCGCGCGAUUUUAGAGACUGCGGAAAGCAAAGACUGUAUGCAAUUUCGAGACAUGAUUCCUUUGUUAGGCGCAUCCAUCGAGACUGCCAUGUCUGCCGGCGACGAGGAGGACACCAGGAAAACCAUCGAGGAGAUUAUCGAGAUGCUGCAAUGCGAGCCGCGACUCUUCCGCGACCACUUUGGAUCGCUAGCAUCGUCCAUGCUGGCUCUGAUGGGAAAUACCGAUCUGGAAGACGAAACCCGCCAAAUAGCCCUGGAGUUUCUGACGGUAUGUGCGGAGCAUCUUCGUAGCUCAACCCGGAAAAACCAGCAAAUCGUCGAACAGCUUAUAACUGCAUGCAUGCAUAUGAUGACCGAAAUCGACGACGAAAAGGAAUGGUAUGAAAAAGACUCACUCUCAGCAUCUGAGGGCGAUGCUGCUGAAGACGAUUCAGGGUAUUCGAAUUUAGAGGCCGCACAGGGAUCUCUUGAUCGCAUCGCAAUUGCACUGGGGGGCAAAAUUGUUGUGCCGAAAGCCUUCCGCUAUAUUGAUCAGUUUCUGCAACGCAGCGACGACUGGCGCUUCCGCUACGCAGCGAUCAUGACGAUCAAUCAGAUUGGGGAGGGAUGCGAGAAGCACAUGGAGCGGCAACUUGGAGACGUCCUCAAGCUCGUGGUGGGCGCGACGAAGGACCCGCAUCCUCGUGUACGCUGGGCGGCGAUCAACUGUAUUGGCCAGAUGAGUACCGAUUUUGGCGGGACGCUGCAACGCAAGUUCCACAGGCAUGUGGUGCCGACUCUCAUUGACGCUAUGGAUGACGCAUGUAACCGAGUGCGAAGCCAUGCAGCCGCGGCUCUCAUCAACUUCUGCGAUGAGGCCAGCGCCGCCAACUUGAUUCCUUACCUGGACACGGUCGUCGGCAAACUUAUUUCGUUGCUGAACAGCAACUCGCGUCUGGCGAUCGAGCAGGCCAUGACGGCGGUAGCAGCUGUUGCCGGCUGUGUUGGCACUGCCUUCAACAAGUACUACGACGACUUCAUGCCGCCACUCAAACACCUUCUCCGCCAAACGAGCGCUGAUGACAAGUGGAACCGUCUCUUGCGGAGCAAGGCCAUGGAAUGCAUGACGCUGAUUGGUGUCGCGGUGGGUGCUGAACGUUUCCGUGCUGACGCCGAUGAAAUCAUGCAGAUUUUGGUGUCCAGUCAGAUGAACAUGGAAAUCCAUGCCGAUGAUCCACAGCUAGGAUACAUGAUGCAGGCUUAUGCGCGCAUUUGUCAGAGCCUUGGCAAGCAGUUUGAACCAUAUUUGCCCUACGUGCUGCCAACGAUAUGCGAAAUGGCGCGGUUGAAGCCGGACAUGAAGUUCUUUCCUGGCCAGGACGAGAAGGAAGCUCAGGAUGCUAAUGAUUACCGCGACGGCGCUAUUCAGGGCUAUACCGGUGCAGCGGGAGCGGCAGUCGCCACCACAGAGGACGGUAACGGGGACCAGGCAAAGCGUUCAGACGACGGCUAUACGAUGCUCGACUUGGGCAACAAGAAACUGGGAAUACGAGCGUUUAACCUGGAGGAUCGCGCCAUCGCAUUGUCGAUUCUAGCAUCUUUCGCCGCGGAGCUGAAAGGUUCCCUGUUUCCUUAUCUGAUGGACAUAACGCAGAUUAUUGUAGAGAACUUGGAGUUCUGGUAUCAUGAUGAAUGUCGCCAGUUUGCGGCGGAGGCUAUUCCAGACUUGGUUGAGUGCACGGCGGAUCACUUUACCUCCCAGGGUGAUGUGCAACGUUCCGCAGAAGCCGUCCGCGAGAUUGUGAGUUUCUUCCUCCCCAAACUGUGUCAUGCAGCACAAAACGAACCGGAGGUGGAGGUGCAGGUGUCCAUGAUUGAGGCACUGGAUAACAUGCUAGAGGUGGCGGGCGAUGGCGUGCUCUCCACACAGCAAUGUCUGGACGCUGCUUGUUUCAUUUUCAGUGUCCUCAAGGAGCGUCAAGAGCGGGUGCGCGAGCGACUCCUCACCCAAGCAGAAGACUAUGAGUUAGACGACGAUGAGAUCCACAAUCUCGAGGAGGAGGACGAGUUGGACGAUGAGGUGCUGUUCGGCUGCAGCAACCUCAUACGCACCCUCCUGAAGCACAACGGGCCGAACGGAUUCUUCGCGGCCUUUCAGACGCCGAUUCGUUCGGUAGCAUCAACGAAUGAUGACGACGAUAACGAUGACGUCGAUGAGGAUGCUCCUGCCAGGACCAGCGGUCGGAGGUGGCGCGCGGAGGACCCCACAACGGCCUCGGAAACGAAUUCAACGGGAAUGUCGGAGAUCAACACAGUCGGGCGCCUGUUUGCAUCCAUGAUAUCCCAGGAGCAUUCUCCGAGUGAACGGAGCGCGGCCCUCAACGUCUGGGCCGCAUGGCUGGAAUUCAGCGGUCCACUCGGUGUCCACAUUUUGCCGCAAGCAUUUCAGGCGUUUGCGGCGUACCUCAAGGAUACAGAGGCACAUGUGCAGGCGGCUGCCGCCUACGGCAUUCGAAUAUGUGCUGAGUGCACUGAGCAGCAACUCUUCGCCGAGAUGAAUCGAAACUUCCAGAUCACAGAGUCGCUGGAGCAACUCGUGCUCGAUCCGAACGCACGCGACGAUGAGGACGCUGAAAAGGCGGCAGAUAAAGCCGCCUCGGCUCUGCUGCAAAUCGCCCUACGACAUCCACAGUGCAUUACUGCACCAACGUCUCUGAAGGCGGUGCUGGACUAUUUGCCGUUGCAGGCGGAGCUCGGAGAGGCUGAUGCAGCCAUCACCGCUCUGAUUCAGUUGCCGAUGCAUGCAGGUUUGCCCAAUAGAAGCGACCUGUACGACAUGAUACCUCUGCUGAUUGCGCGCCAGGUUGCUGUUGUCGAGGGCAAGCUCAAGCCGUCGACUCUGGACCUCGUGAAAGACGUGUUUGCGCGAAUGCCUCCCGCUGCCCUUCAACAAAUGCUGCAGCGCCUUGCCUCCAUCGACGCCGCAGAAUACGAAUUGUUCCAUCGUUUGAUACUGGCUGCCCGUGCCUAG
Messenger RNA from Cyanidioschyzon merolae strain 10D, 3687 nucleotides. Its product is annotated as importin beta-3 subunit. Gene Ontology annotation, cellular component: nucleus; cytoplasm. The transcript has a single exon. The coding region runs from base 1 to 3687 and encodes 1228 amino acids. The record is from RefSeq and is a predicted model, not a curated record. Gene Ontology annotation, molecular function: nuclear import signal receptor activity. NCBI's taxonomy places the organism in Eukaryota, Rhodophyta, Bangiophyceae, Cyanidiales, Cyanidiaceae. Gene Ontology annotation, biological process: protein import into nucleus.